AUGGCAAUCAUUAAAACUUCUGAAGAUUCAAACAAUUCUAAAAACUGCAACAAAAAUACUAAAUCAAUCGACGAAGGAUUUAAUCCUGAAACAUUAUACUUUGAAGACUUUGAUGGCACUUAUUACGAAGAACCAGAAGAAUACUUUGGAGAUGAUUACUUCUCCUACGUAUCUGAUUGUAGUUCGGAUAUCUCUUCGACUGCAGAAAAUAGCAUUUAUUCUACAGAUAGCAGCAUUUCAACGCAUGAAAGCGACAACUUUUUAUCAUUAUAUUCGCAUAACGAAUCCAUUUCAGCAUGUGCACUCCCAAAUAAAGAUGAAAAGAAAUCAAUGAAGCUCAACAUCAAUACGACUGAAAAAUUCUUUAAUAUGACGCCUAAAGAUUAUCGAAUUUCCUUGAUAAAUUUUUACAAACAAAAAAUCGGUGAUAUUAAUGGAGAUUUUUCUAAAAUUUCGAAUUAA
Messenger RNA from Ambispora leptoticha, 462 nucleotides. Lineage: Eukaryota; Fungi; Glomeromycota; Glomeromycetes; Archaeosporales; Ambisporaceae. The record is from the annotation of a GenBank genome assembly.